Messenger RNA from Lathyrus oleraceus (garden pea), 1260 nucleotides. RefSeq lists its product as uncharacterized. Gene Ontology annotation, molecular function: nucleic acid binding. The transcript is spliced from 3 exons. NCBI's taxonomy places the organism in Eukaryota, Viridiplantae, Streptophyta, Magnoliopsida, Fabales, Fabaceae. The record is from RefSeq and is a predicted model, not a curated record. Bases 1 to 1260 code for a protein of 419 amino acids.
AUGGCGGUAAGUUUGGAAUUAGCGCAAUUUAUCGCUUUGUAUAUUGCAGAAAAUGUUGAAGCAGAACCUAGAGAAAAAAAGAGAUUAAGAAUCUUAAGCAAUGAAGAACGCAUGUAUAUUUAUCAUGAGCUACUACAAAAAAGCGUUGAUGGAAAAUUACGUAAAGGAGCUACAAAUGAGGUGGCUUCAUCAAAUUCGGUUCCUCUAAGAACUGUUCAACGUAUUUGGAAAAGAGCAAAAGAAAGUGAAACACGUGAUGUCUCUCAUAGGAAGACAAAAAAUUGUGGACGUAAGAGAAUUUCAAUUGAUGAGAAUCAAAUUCGUGAACUUCCUUUCAGUCAAAGAACAAACAUUCGAUCUUUAGCUUUUGCGUUGAAAACCAAUCCAACAUCGGUGUUCAGGCUUAUAAAAUCAGGGGCUAUACGGCGUAAUUCAAAUGCCAUAAAACCACUGUUGAAAGAAGAAAACAAAAUAUCUAGGCUGGAAUUUUGUUUAUCAAUGCUUGAAGGUACACCACAUGAUCCAAUGUUUAAGAGCAUGCACAAUAUUAUUCAUAUUGAUGAAAAAUGGUUUUAUAUGACUAAAAAAUCCGAGAAGUAUUAUUUGCUCCCAGAUGAAGAUGAGCCAUAUCGGACAUGUAAGAGCAAAAAUUUCAUUGCCAAAGUUAUGUUCUUAGUUGCUCAAACUCGACCACGAUUUGACUCAGAAGAAAAUGAAACUUUUUCGGGUAAAAUUGGUGUUUUUCCGUUUGUUACCCAUGAACCGGCUAUAAGGUCAAGUAUUAACAGAGUUGCGGGAACAAUGGUAACAAAAGCAAUAACUACGGUAAAUAGAGAUGUGGAUAACGCAAGGACGCAUAUAAACCAUGAUGAUCCUUUAUUCCGUGAAGCUGCCACCAAGGAUGGGUUUGAUAUUCGUUUAAUGUGUCAGCCUGCAAACUCUCCAGAUUUGAAUAUCUUAGACCUUGGUUUUUUCUCGGCUAUACAAUCAUUGCAAUACAAGGAAGCACCGAAAACUAUUGAUGAACUUAUCAGUGCAGUGGUGAAGUCAUUUGAAAAUUUUCCUUCAAUUAAGUCCAAUCGUAUAUUUGUAUCAUUGCAACUAUGCAUGAUAGAGAUCAUGAAAGAGAAAGGUUCCAAUAAAUAUAAAAUUCCUCAUGUAAAUAAGGAAAGGCUUGAAAGAGUAGGACAACUACCAAUUCAAAUUAAGUGUGAUCCAAUAUUAGUACAAGAAGUCAAAAAUUACUUAAACAUGGAGUAA